Labrus bergylta (ballan wrasse) is the source of this 2472-nucleotide messenger RNA. It is a transcript of the gene ppp4r2b, whose product is annotated as protein phosphatase 4, regulatory subunit 2b. Gene Ontology annotation, molecular function: protein phosphatase regulator activity. Lineage: Eukaryota; Metazoa; Chordata; Actinopteri; Labriformes; Labridae. Gene Ontology annotation, cellular component: protein phosphatase 4 complex; nucleus; cytoplasm. The record is from RefSeq and is a predicted model, not a curated record.
UGCUCCACAGUGACCUCACGGCGCCAUAUUAAAAUGCUUCCUCCUCUCUGCCGAUGACAUCGUAGAUCAGCAGCAGCAGCUUCACGUCCAAUAACUCUACAAGAGGGCGACGACGGGAUGGAAAUUGAUUCGCUUCAAGACGCACUCAGAGAUUUUGACAAGAAAGCAAAGGAGGAGUCUCCUCUCCUGGAGCAGUUCUUAUGUCAUAUUGCCAAGACUGGAGAGACCAUGGUUCAGUGGUCUCAAUUCAAAAGCUACUUCCUGUUUAAACUGGAGAAUGUGAUGGAUGACUUUAGAGCCUCAGCACCUGAACAAAGAGCUGCUGCAAAUUCCAAUGUUGAGUCCAUUCCAUAUGAAGAUAUGAAGGAGAGAAUCCUGAAGAUCGUGAAGGGAUACAAUGGAAUUCCAUUCACAAUCCAACGCUUGUGUGAGUUACUCACAGAACCGAAGAGGAACUACACAGGAACAGACAAGUUUCUCCGGGGGGUUGAGAAGAAUGUAAUGGUGGUAAGCUGUAUUCACCCAACCUUAGAAAAAAAUGGAUGCAGUGCGGUGAAUAGAAUGAAUGGAGUGAUGCUUCCAGGGAACACAUCUGCUUUCACAGAGAGAAAAGUGAACGGUCCUGGAACUCCCCGGCCACAGAAUCGACCAAAGUUGUCUCUUGCCCACUCUAUAGCAGCUAAUGGCUUGCCAGACAGCACAGACAACAAAGAUCUCAACACAGAUCAUGGAGGUGAUAAAAACUUGAGUGAAAUGUUUGAAGCUGGAGGUUCUCUGGGGAACUCGGUCAAAAACAAGCACCCAGUCACAGAAGAUGACAUGGAAGCAGAUCAGCAGAAGGUGAAAAGACUUAAAUUUAGCGAAGAGGAUGAUGAGGAUGAUGACGAGGAAGAGGAAGAGCAGAAGGUGGAUACACUGAGGCCUUUGCAUGAUGACUCUCUUUCAAAAGAGGCAGAAUCCAUGGUCCAAGAACACAAGGAAGAAGAAAAGAUUAGAUACAUCAACGAUAAAGCCUCGAGCAGUGCUGCUGCAACUGAAGACCAGGAACCAUCAAGCAGCACACAGACUGAGGUGUCUGAAGGCUCAGGUCAGGAUGCUGAGCAGGCUGAAAGGGAGGUGCCAUGUGGAGCCCAGGAGGACAGCAGUGACAUGGAUCAGACAGAACAGCAGGCGCCUGCAGAUGUUCUUGAGAGCUCUGUCAUUUGCAGGGAUAAUGAAAGCAACAGUGACCCAGUCAGCAGUAGUAGCUUUAUCAUAGAGAAGAGUGCAGAAGCAGCCAGAGAAGAUGUAGCCCACUCUCCGUCUAGCACUACAACUGAACCUUCCAGUAGCCCAAUGGAAAGUGCCAGCUCUAACACUGGGACCAGUGAGGAGCCCAUGGAGCAGGACUAAAAUGAAGGCCUCCUUCCAGCCAUGUGUGACCAUGAAACAGCUUGUUCUUGUAUCCAGCUAACCUGUCACUGGGGAAAGAGGAUAAGUUCUCCUUGAACACAAGACAAACCACUCUUGCUUUUUUGGACACUCUCAAAACAGCUACCAGGCAAUGAUGUGGACAUACAAGUACAUUUUUGUUUCAAGGAUCUUUUUUUUUUUUUUUUAUUGAGUAUUUUAUUAAUAUUCUUAUUCUCUGUUUUUAGUUGGUCCCAAAAGGGGUUUGUUUAGCUGCCCUGAGUUCCUGACCAGAAAAGUUCUUCAUUUUUGUUCAAUGAAAUUGUUCAGAUGCCAGGGUAGACUUGCUCUUUUCUAAUACCAGUAACUCCUCCUCACUUUAGACAAUGGGACAAGGUUGUCUAUGUUUUGUAUCAUAAAGCCUAGUGUACCAUACUUGCAGGGUCAGAACAAAGCCAUACCAGCCACUCAUUGUAUAUGAAAUGUAAAAGAUAUCAGCGGUCUUAGGAACAUUUUAAAUUUGCUUUUGUCAAGCAGUGACCUGAUAACAUCCCUCAACUAAGUUGUUAUUUAAAAGUUUGAACCGGCUUUGGAUUACAUACGUUUUCCACAUUAUCCUUAGUAAUUUAUCAUUGCAAAAAUAUGGAUAACACUUUUUUAUCACCCUGAACAAUUUAUAAACAUUGAUAUAUUUUGGAUGCAUUAAAUUAUCUGCUAUAUGUGAUCAUUUCAGUUCAAUUGGUUAUUUUUUUUAGUAAGUUUUUGUUUUUUGUGCCAGUUAAGGUUUCAACUUGCAAGUACAAAGAUGACUUCUGCUUUAUUUGUAUUGUGAUGUCACCAGGUUGUCUCAUUGACCGAUAUCCAGAGCAGUUUCUGGUUCCAAUUUUACACCUGUUUCUGCAGCUGUACUUUUUGAUAUUUAGAAUGAUAAAUUUCUGUAAAGUAGAUUUUUGUAGAUUGUAAUACAGUAUGUGUUCACUGCCUUUGUGAAACUAUAUAUGAUUGUAUAAUUUCUGUGUAUUCUCCGAAUGCUUCGCCUUUCAGUGCAGUAUUCAGAAACGGCAAUAAAUGUUAACAUUUUUA